Molecule: messenger RNA, 1260 nt
Organism: Suillus paluster
Lineage: Eukaryota; Fungi; Basidiomycota; Agaricomycetes; Boletales; Suillaceae
Product: chaperonin 10-like protein
Exons: 7
Coding region: 1-1260 (419 amino acids)
Source: RefSeq, a predicted model, not a curated record
AUGACUCCUGCGGCAGACAUGUUAAGCUCACAGCGCGCAGUGCGUUGGUAUCCACCCUCUUAUAAUAUUCGUGUCGAAACUCUUCCCAUUCCUGAGAUCGAACAGCCAGACGAUGCGAUAAUAAAGGUUCAGCUUGCUGGGCUAUGCGGCAGCGAUUUACACAUGUACCGUGGAACAGCGGGGCUCACAGAACCUUGCAUCAUGGGUCACGAGUUUAUCGGUGAAGUUGUUGCUCUCGGCGCGAGCUUUCAUUCUGGCUCUACCGGUCGACCGUCCUUGUACUCCACGCUUCGUGUCGGCGAUAAAGUUGUCUCGCCAUUUACCGUUUCUUGUGGGGAGUGCCAUUUCUGCCGAGUGGGAUUCACGUGCCGUUGCGCUGAGUCCCGUCUAUUUGGCACUCCUAUGACUCCAGGGGGACAAGCUCAAUAUGUCCGCGUUUGCAGGGCCGGAGGUACCUUGUACAGUUUGAAGGAUAUUCCUGAUGGGUCUUUGCUCGCUGACUCCUCUUUGCUGUUGCUGUGCGAUAUCCUUCCAACUGGAGUUUUUGCCGCAUUCCAGGCACUCAGUCACGCAAAAACUCUACCAUUUAUAACCAGACAACCUUACCCGCUUAGCACCAGUCUGUCGCAAGCGGGAGACGUUUCAUUUCUACCCUUCUUGGAAGAGGACAAAUCAUUAACCAUGGCGGUGAUAGGGCUAGGCCCCGUGGGGGUGUGCACUUGUAUCGCUCUCCUUGACAUGCUGGUCACGCGGAAGCUGAAGUUCAAUGUGAUAGCCAUUGACCCGAAUGAAGCCAGGAGAGCAAAAAUGGUGUCAAUCUACUCUAUCAUCAGCGACAACCAACCAUUUGGUGAAUUUCAGGUAGCAGAUACCAGCAAUGUCAAAGACCUUGUCGCAAAAUUGACCAAGGGAGUUGGUUGCAACGCUGUUAUUGAAGUUGUUGGUAACACCAGUGCGCUUCGACUAGCUUACGAGCUUGUACGGCCGUUUGGUUGUAUCAAUUCUGUCGGUGUUCACAGCGAUCAUGCUGUACCAUAUAAAGGCGUCGAACUUUAUGACAAGAACGUGUCACUUGAUUUUGGUCGGUGCCCAGUGCGUGCCAUGUUCCCAAUGGCACUGGAGCUGCUCCUGAAAAGGCAAGACGUACUGGGAUCAGUGGGUGGGGAAACGAGUUUGGUGGAGAGAGUAGCAGGCUUUGAUGACGCGGUGCAGAUAUAUGAUGAUUUUGACAAAGGGAAAUGCGGUAAGGAUAUUGUUUGA